UGUUCUAGCGUUAGCAGUACGCAGAGAAGUUAUACAGAGAAAAGCCUGAGUUUUUUCUCCUUACUCAGGGAUCAACCAAGUGAACUCUGCGGCAUCCAAGGACUUUUGUGAAGCGAAAAAGAAAACCCAUGCAUCCGAUUAAGUAAACGCGCCGUCAAACAGUCUUCAAUCCACCUCUUUCUCCUCCUUUUUUUGCGCGAGUAUUGGCCGUUUCCUGGUGAAGGAAAAUUCGCUUUUCCACACACACACAUACACAGUCACAGAUAUAUGUGCGCGCGCACACACACACACAGCUACAAACACAGGCACAGGUGCGAAGGUACCCGUUUCGGGCUUUUCGGAAGGGUGACUUCGCUGGGACGCUGCGCUGACUGCUGUCCACUCCCAAAGGGAGCUGCCCCUAUUCCCCUGCUCGAGCAGACGAGCAGAUCAAGCGAACGUUCUUUCUUCCCAGUACGCAGUUGGGGCCGUGUGUGUGUGUGUGUCUGCCUCAGAGUCUCGGACUAGCUCAGGCUUUUCGGUUCGGUUGAAGGUUUCAGGUGAUUACAGGAGACAGUGCUAGUGCCGUGUGACAGUGUGGCGAUAUUCGGGGGUAGAGCAUUGGACGGAUUCGUUGUCACGUUUAGAGUACGGUAACUUCUUCGUAGCAAAAAACAAAAAACCCACACAUACUCACAUACAAAACCUGAACCCACAGUCAUCAGGACCCGGUCACGACAAAGGCGUUCCUAUGCUAUACCGUGCAAGGGGAGACACGCUUCGAUGUCUCGGUAGUUUAGAUAAUGCUUAAGCUACCCAAAGGACUGAAGAAGAAAAAGAAAGGCAAAAAGUCGAAGAAAGACCAGGAACUCUUUACCGAGGAGGAGCUCGAGCAGUACCGGCGGGAGCACCAGAACCAGUCGGCGCUCAACUCGGCGGCACCAUCGGACAGUGAGGACCAGCCGAGCGGCGGCGGCGGCGGCGGCGGCGUUGGUGGUAGCGGCGGUGGCGGCGGCACCAGCAGUGGCAGCGGCGUAGCGCCGACCGACAAGCCCGACACCGACGAGGAAUGGUCGAAGUUUGCGGCGCUCACCAGUGGCAUUGACUCGGUGCUCAAGAAGACGCAGGGCGACCUCGACCGGAUCAAGAGCACCUCCUUCUUCCAGAAGGUCCCGACCCGGGUCGAGCAGGAGGCGAAGGAGCGCGAGGAGCGCGAGCGGCGCGAGCAGGAGGAGCGCGAGCGGGCGGCCGAGGAGGCGCGGGCCCGCGAGGAGCAGCGAGCGGCCGAGGAGCUCAUCAACGCGGUCGUCGAGCUCUCGGAGUCGGAGCCGAACUCGGAGGCGGAGGCGGAGCAGGACAUCUUCGACACCGGGUACAUCGAUGCGAUCGCGAGCGGCGAGCUGCCAAUCGCGUACGUACCGGAGUCGCCCGAGCUAGAGUCGUACGAGGGUGAGGCGGACCCGUUCGAUACCUCGUACGCGGAGCGCGUCAUCAAGGGGCCGGAGGUUUCCAAGCGCGGCAAGAAGCUCGUCAGCAUCGGCUCGGCCGUUGAGGUGCUGACUGGGCGCGUGGAGAGCGUAGCCGGUGGUUCCACCAAGGGUAAUCGACCGCGGCGUGGCAUUCAGAAUUUGCUGCUCGCGAGCUUCGACGAGAGCGAGCAGCAGCAGCAGGGACGGAGCGAAGGAGAGCCGAGCGUCGGUGGAGAGGGCAGGCAGUCCGAGCAGCAUUCGGUUGCAGCCGAGCCGCAGUGUUUUAGCUUGCUGGAUGACUUUACCGAUCUGCCAGCGGACGUGCCGAUCGAUUUGAGCGUUUCGCUACACCUGACACUACAGAAGCAGCAGCAGGAAGAGGUAGCAUCGGCACCGGAGGGCAACGGAGCAGCUCCGGAGCUCGAUCUAGACGAGUUUGACGAGCUCAAGAAGCGCACACCGGUCCUAGCGGGAGGUGACGACUUUGAGCUACUGAUUGGAGACGCUGGUUCAAAGGCAGCAGCGAGCUCCGACCUACCGGUCGUCGAUCUAGACGAGUUCGAGCCGGCCGCAGUAGACGACCCGUUCGAUACCGGGUUCGUGGAGCGCAUCCUACCGGCGACUGCCGUCGAGGACGACGAGUUUGACCCGCGGGCGGAAGAGCCACCGCUCCCCGAGGACGACUUUGACUUUGAUCCGCGAGCGGCCGAGCGUGAGUGCAAGCGUCCCAGCACUCCGGACCUCUUCUCGGUCGAUCAGCCGCACGGUUCGCUGCCCGUCCGGCCGGACCCGCCGGCCAAGGACCUACUGUCCGGCAGCAGCACCGACCUAGCCGGUAUCGCCCACGCGCCCCUUGAGUGUACGGCUGGGGGUAGUGGGGCAGCACCAGCCGCGACCGUCGAUCCGUUCGACACCUCGGACGUCGAGUUUAUCGUAGCGCCGGGCCGCACCGAGCUCAAGUUCCUCGAGCAGGAGCUCCUGACCGACGGGCGGCCGGCAGGGCUGAGCCACUCGCUCAGCGAUCCGGACUUUGAUCCGCGCGCGAACAGUGCGGAGGAGCAGCACACGGCCGAGGAGGAGCAUCGCACGGAGGAAGACUUCCAGUCGCUCGCGCAGCGCAAGUCCUCCCUCAGCCUGCACAUCGCGAACGGAGCUGCCCUCACUGGUGCUGGUGGUGGUGCGAAUCGCAGCAAGUCGGUCGUGUUUGCCGUGCCGACGCCCGACCUGCUCAAGCUCGACGGGGAGCAGUCGCUCGCGAAGAAGCCACUCACGCCGUACUACAACCGGGAGCCGUCGCUGCCGGACGCGGACGUCGACCCGUUCGACACCUCGUUCGUGCCGUCGGUCGCGCCCACCCAGCUCGAGCUCAGCCUGCUCGAGCGGGAGCUGAACGGAGCGUCGCUCAACCGGAGCUUGUCCGAUCCGGAGUUUGAUCCGCGCGCCAGUCCACCCGCCGCUGCAGCGGCCGCUACGUCCGGAGCUGAUCUGCUCGGCGUGAGCGAGGGCGAACUACAUCUGCAGAAGGUGCUGACGCCCGCACGCGGCAGUGCGGCAGCGGUCGAGGCCGACCCGUUCGACACGUCCAUUGCGGUGAACCUGCAGCCGGGCCGGGCGGAGCUGAAGCUGCUCGAGGACGAGCUGAUCCCGCCUGUCGCUGCGGAGUGUGCCGGUGCCGUGCCCGACAUCCUCUCGGACGGUGCGCCCGAGGCGAGCUCGGUCUUCGUGAAGGUGCUGACGCCGCAGGCCAGCAGCGGUUCGCUCGAUCUUGCCGGCGGUGCGGAGCAGGAGGAGAUCGACCCGUUCGAUACGUCGUUCGUGCCGAGCCUGGGACCGGGCCGGGCGGAAAUUAAGCUGCUCGAGAGCGAGCUGAUCGACCAGCACUAG
Molecule: messenger RNA, 3332 nt
Organism: Anopheles coluzzii
Lineage: Eukaryota; Metazoa; Arthropoda; Insecta; Diptera; Culicidae
Product: protein stoned-A
Exons: 4
Coding region: 783-3332 (849 amino acids)
Source: RefSeq, a predicted model, not a curated record